Trichoderma atroviride IMI 206040 is the source of this 774-nucleotide messenger RNA. RefSeq lists its product as uncharacterized. Gene Ontology annotation, molecular function: acid phosphatase activity. NCBI's taxonomy places the organism in Eukaryota, Fungi, Ascomycota, Sordariomycetes, Hypocreales, Hypocreaceae. The record is from RefSeq and is a predicted model, not a curated record.
AUGCCUCGCAAACUAUCAUUUCCAACCUCGUCCUCGACUCUCUCUCUCGCCUCCUCCGCCGCUGGCACGCCCGUAACUCCAACCUUCAGCUCCACGCCAUCAGGGCUCUCAUCAACGCCCAUGUCUGCAACUCCCUCUCCCUUUCCGCGCGCCAACCUGCCUGCCUCGCUAUGCGAUCCCUCACUGCCGUUUCCGCGACUCAUCGUCUUUGAUCUGGACUACACGCUCUGGCCGUUCUGGGUAGACACGCAUGUCACGCCGCCGCUGAAGAUCAACGCCACGCAUACCGGCGCCACAGACCGCACGGGCGAGGAUUUCACAUUCUACGACGAGGUGCCCGAGAUAUUAGCUGUAUUGCCAUAUCUCAAUGGCCCGAAUAAGAUAAAACUAGGCGUGGCGUCGCGGACGAGUGCCCCGAAUCUGGCUCGCGAGCUACUCAAGGGGCUGCACAUUCCACCGACAGCAUCCUUCCAGGAUGAAGAAGGCAGCAGCAGCGGUAGAAAGUCAUCGGCAUUAUCAAAGAAGAAGGUUGCGAUUGAUGUGUUUGACGGAGGGUUGGAGAUAUACCCCGGGAGCAAGAUUAAGCAUUUCGAGACCUUGCAAAAGCGGACGGGGAUUCGAUUCGAGGAUAUACUGUUUUUCGAUGACGAGUCGAGAAAUCGGGAGACGGAGCAGUUGGGCUUGACGAUGAAACUGGUUAUAGAUGGAGUUACGUGGGAAGAGAUUGGGCAGGGAGUCGAGCUGUGGAGAAGCAGGAGGAGUAGAGCGCAAUAG